Messenger RNA from Toxoplasma gondii ME49, 10206 nucleotides. Its product is annotated as non-specific serine/threonine protein kinase. Bases 1 to 10206 code for a protein of 3401 amino acids. Lineage: Eukaryota; Apicomplexa; Conoidasida; Eucoccidiorida; Sarcocystidae. Gene Ontology annotation, molecular function: protein binding. The record is from RefSeq and is a predicted model, not a curated record. The transcript is spliced from 2 exons.
AUGGAAGUUCCACAGUCACCAUAUGUGGGGACCUACCCCCCUCCCGAGCCGCCUGUCUGGACUGGAGACAAGAACAUGAAGUCCCACUUUUCCCCGUCCACUUUUGCUCCUUCAAUGCCCCUGCCCGGGACGCGUCUGUCUGCGUCUUCUCGCCCCGACUGUUGCGGACAAGAGCCUUUUUCUUCGACUGCCCGUCCGUCGCCGGACCCUCCUCCGUCGCCUAACCCUGUCGGGGGUCUUCCUCCCCCUGGGGUCCAUCAGCGCCGUCGCUCGCCGUCCUGCUCCGCGCCGUCUAUGUGCCACAGCGCCUGUUCACCUCCUGUAUCCGCGUCUGCUGCGUCUCCCUGCAACUCGCUUUCGGGUGUAUCGGCUUCUCACGCACAAGACUGUUGCCUGCCUCCCAGUGUCACUUGGAUUCAGCGCCUCCCCACUGCGGCUCCUCCACCCUUUCAGAACUUCGGUUCACCGGGGUUCGGCUCAUCCGGCUUCGGUUCUCCUGGACCCCCGCGAGAGCCCCCGUGGUGGUUCGGCGGAGACGAUGGAUACGAUGGAGGUGGAGGGGACGAGGCUCUGCGGACUCUGCAGCUUGGCCUCCAAGCUGAGACGUCGAGCGUUCUAUGGCGGUAUCACCUGGUGCAUGCAAUGUGUCGGGGUCUCGAAAAUUCAAAGGGAGACGUGUACGGUUCUCCACAGAUACUUUCGAAUCCUGCUGCGGGGCCUGGAGGCGGGCGUUGGGGUGAAGAGAGACUGAACGGUUCCGCCUUUCUGUCUUCUCGACUUGACUCUCCUCCGCACUCUCGCCAGUCGCGACAACGCGAGACUUGCAUAGGGAGGCUCCAGUCAAAGCCACCCCACAAAGGCUCUUUCUCUGCUUUCCCUGUCUCCGCGUCCUCCCCCAAGGCCUCUCCAGGCGGGCACAGGGACGGAACCGAGUUCUAUUCGCAGACUACAUUCGACGCCUCACAGUCAUCUGUGCAAGCGCUCCGCCGAGGUGAGGACCAUCAUCGUCGCAUCGCUGAAACGAGGCCUUCAUUGCAUGUGAGUGCCACUGCUCGUGCGCCUUCGGUGUCUUUAUCAUAUUCCCCGAUUCCUGAAACAUGUGAUCGUGCUGCCACACGAAGACCUCUGCCGCCGGGUCCCUACGCGGAAGCUGUCGGCCUCACGGCUCAGCGUUUUGGGCGAGAAAACGGGGGCGCCGGGGUCGCUUCUCUCACCCAAGUCGGUGCCUCAAUUGCCACGGUCCCGGCUCUGUCAGAGAUCCCUUCUGCCUCCAGCUUCUCCGCGUGUGCCUCCUGUACUGGGCCGCCGUGCCGAGGGGAAGUGAGAGCAGGGUCUGCGGGCGGUAGAGGCGAGGACUCAGUUUCGUGGGAAGAAUCUUCUUCGUUGAAAAAGGCCGAGAGGGUCGCGGAGGCGGAGGGGAGUCUUUCCUUCUUUACGACUCGGGCGCCGACGACGCCAGUAGCCGGAAAAUAUUCCAUGCCUACGAGCCGGGGAAGCAAUGCAUCACUGGACGCAGGCAGAGAGAAGGGGCGGCAGCGGGACGGAGACGAUAAUAGAGGAAGAGAGAAGGAGAAGGCGAGAGAAGAAAAGGGUGAAGUGAACCCCCGGCUUGAGUUGCAGUGGCUAGACGGAGACAAUGUCCGAUGGUUCAAUGAAGAGCUCGCCCGGAAGCUGCGCCAGUACCGAGAGAAGCAGCUGCAUGCAGCCGCGAACAAAAUUCAGGAUGCUUGGAGAAAUUCGGCGAGGAGACAGCGCGAGAGAGAAAACGAACUCGCUGUCAUUGCCGACAAACUGCGGAAACUGAAAGGAGAGGCAGACGGAAGAGCGUCCGGAAAGGGACAGGAGACUUGCAGCGGCCACAGAGACAGGAGGAAAAGCCACAACGAACGUGAGAGUGAGACGUCUAGCGAGAGAGAGAGAGGGAGGGAGAAGCUGGUACGCAGAGAGAGAGAGAUAGAGAAGUUGAGCAGGAGCGAAAGUGAGAGAGGUAUGCGGAGUAGGAGGAAGCGAGAGGGAGAGAAGUUACGAAGACACACAGAGAGAGAGGCAUCGACAGAGUGGGGGGAAGAGAGAGAGAAUUCGAAAAAGAGAGAAAAGGAGAGAAAGAAGCAGCUGAGGAGCGAAAGUGAGAUGGAUGCGUUGAGCAGAAGGGAAAGAGAGGGAGGGCAAUUGAGAAGGAGAGGAAGAGAGAGAAAGGAGGUAGGGGAAAGAAGAGAAGAGAAAGACCUGGAAACAGAGGAACGGUCGCGAAAGACCAGGCGAGAAAGAGGUCGAGAAGGAGAGGAACGUCGGCGGAUACUAUCGCCCGAGCGUGCAGCUCGAACUAUCGAGGCUGCGUUUCGGGGGUUUCGCGUUCGGCGAACGGUGGCGCAUGUUACGGAAGAAGGGAGACGAAGAAUGCCGCAACAGAGAGGAGGCGACGCAGAAGGAAACCUGGAGGCCUUUUCGUUUUCUCAACUAAAGCAUCUCGACGAACUGACGCAGACGCUUCUUCCUCUCGAACUGAAAGUCCUCGCAGAAGCCUCGUUCAGACAACCGUCAGGAAUGGACGGACGGAACGGCGGACGCCGGGGAGACAAAGAAGAGAGAGAAGGCCCUUCGCGAAGAAGGCUUGCGAGAGGGGCGGCAAGAGACAGGAGAAGAGAACUUCGUGCCCAGGCAAUCCUCGCCGCAGAAGUAUCCACUUUGACUGCACGAGCGCUGGAGCUGAGGACGCAGGCAGAACAACACAGAGGCUUCCGUCUACCUUCUCCAGCCGCGUCUGAGCGCCAGGAGCGAGAAGGACGAAGACCAACGAGCACGGCCUAUGCGCGUGCGAAUUUUGGAAAAGGAGAAGAAACAAAAAGAGAAAGAGGGAAAGAUAGCUCCUCUGUUCCUUUCUCCGGGUCUUCUUCGUCUCCUAUCUCGUCCCCGUUCUCGCGGCCCCCUUCGCUCUGCAGCGACGGCGGGGAGCCGAGGGGAGCAAGGAGAAGAGAGAGUCGAGAGAAGCACAACAUGAGAGACAGACAGGGAGGAAAGCGACGAAGACAUGCGACUGGAACACCUGAGGGUCACAGGAGGAGAGGAGAUGAAGAAAGCGACGAGAGUGAGGAGAAGAAAGAGAAGAAGAAAGAUAAGAAGAAAGAUGAGAGAGAUAAGAAGAGAGACAAGAAGGAGGAACAUACGAAGGAACAGGUGCGUCGAGGGUUGGUUGAUCUUGUGGUCGAAGCCAGAGCGCAGAUGCGGGAGGAGAAAAAACGUUCAGGACGGGUGGAGGACGAGGAAGAGAGCGAAGACAUAAAGAAGAAUUUCAGACGGAGAGGAAUGCGAGACUCCAGUGACUCAUACGAAGGAAAGAAACGACGAUGUCAUUCUCGCAGUCGCAGACGCUCUGCGUGUAGAAGACAAGUGUAUGGAAAGAGUGAAGAAACGGAGGAGGUACAAAGGCGGGGGAGGCACUUGAGGAGGCGAGAAGAUCAGGAAGAAGAGUCCCGGGCACCUUGGGGACAGGGGCGAGUUACAGGGUACCCGCAAGCCUGGAUGGAUCGUUCUAUUUCAGAGGGGGCAAUUGCUGGAGGCGGCGUCUACUUUCCACCUACGGUGUGGAGGCCAUCAAGCAGUCAUGAGCCUCCCGCCUUCGCGUUCCAUCCUCUAAUCACCCUCCCUUCGUACUUGCCUCGGUCCCCCUAUGCUGAACCGAUCCCUAUAUGCGCCAACCGACAGACCCACAAUGUGACUCUGUCUCUGUCUUCUGCAUCUCCGUCUUUUUCGUCGACUUCUUCUCCCCGUUCUCUCGUGUCCUUCGUCUCUUCCAAGUCCACGUUCACGAGGGAAGAAAGAAGAACGAAGGAAGUAGAUAUCGAGGAUCUGGACGAGGCGUCGGAGGGUUCGGAGCCCCUGGGCGGACCUCCCGCGGCAGCCACGAUUCGAGCAGCGGCUGCUGCUGUGCGCCACCUCGGGCCAUUCUCUGGAUCUAUUGCCGUCGAGGCUCCUGAGUCUCCAGAAGAGAGACGCUGGUCCUCUUUCUCGCCUGCGGCUAGGAACGUCUCCCUUCAAACGCGGCCUGAAAAACUCCAGGGCGAGGAGCACACGAAGGCGUGCCUGGAGGCCGAGACGACACAGGGGACAGCUGAUGAAUCGGUGCUGGGCGCGGCCGAGAGAGCAAGGCAAGAGAAAGUCAUGCUGGAGAAAGAGCGCGAAGAGGCCGAAACGAGGGUGAAGCAGCUGAAGAAACAUCUAGGCGAAGAACUCGCAAGACAAGAAGAAAGCCGACGACGGAGUCUCCUCCGCAUGUCUGCGUCUCCGUGGCGGCUCUCCCGAAAAAGCUCUCUUGCCUCACUCUCGCCUAGUCGGUGUGUGUCCCUCGACGUCGCAGAAAAACGACACCCAGACACGGCAGACCAAAAGGAACUUGUGGAGAGAAGGGUGCUCGGAGAGGCGGACCGUUUCACAGACACGGAUCGAAAGACGGGAGGAGCCGCGGGGACGCAGGAGGUAUCGAUGGGGCUGCCUUCCUCGAGUCUGGAAUGCGAAGCACAGGAAAAAGAAGAGGAGUGUCGAAGAAGAGAGGCAGCAAGACUGCUGGCGGAAGAGAGAGUCAAGGCUGCGACAGGGCAGGCUCAGUUGACGCUGGGGGAGAGAGAAGAAGAACGACGAACAAAGAGCCUCGAGGACCGGAGAAGAAGAACGCUCUUGUCGGCUUCGGUUUCGCCUCGGGCCGAUGCUGGUCUCGUCCAGAUUCGGAUCACCAAAGCACCUUCCCGGGUCAAUGGAGUCUCUGCCCACCCUUGUGGCCGCCCCCCUCACCCGCAUUCGCCUACCUCGGCUUCUUUCAUCCCACCCUCUGCGUGCCCGCUGGCGUCUACCUCGCAGUCGUCUGUGCGUCCUCGUCUUUUCUCCGGCUCUCCAGCAGCUUCUGUCCGUGACAAGGACGAGGCUCACACGCGGGGAAUAACCGAAGACACCUCCCUGAUGAAACUCGGCGAGAAGGCAGACAGAAAGAAAGAAGGAUACGAAGCGUCGGCAGUGCCUGCUCCAACGCAAGCGCCUCCUUCGUCUCUGGGACCAAACGAGAAGAAGGGAGAAGAAGAAGAACAGAAUCUUCAGACACGUCCUGAGAUAGGCUCGAGCCCCCCUAUGCUCUCUGCAAACGUUUCACAUGUUGAAUCCGAGGGUCCUGAAAAUGGAGCAAUUUCGGUGACCGGAAAAAGCAGGCAACAGCCUGUGCAUGCAGCAAAUCUCAGGCUGCCUGUGCUCCCGCCUUCCGUCAUGCGACCUCGUCGAACCAGCGGGUCUGGAACGCCCGAAAGCCGGUCGGUGUCGCCUCCUCAGGCGGCAGUUCGCGGGGUCCCUCAGGGUCAAGAUGCGUCGAAAAAAGAGAGAAACGAAGGAGACCGAGACCAGCAUCAAGGGGGGAAGCCACUGGAAGGAGGAAGGACAACAGAAGGACAACACAGUGCGUCAGACAAGGAGAUCUUCUUCACUCCUUCUCCGAGUCCAGAAGGAGUCUUGUCACCGUCCUCCCCAUCCCUUCUGACUCCUUUUCCUACGCGUGAGCACGCAGGAAAGCCGCCCUUGCCCAUUGCUCUCUCCUCGACAUCUUCGUCCUCGAUCUUCGCCUCCUCUGUCCCCUGGUCGGCUGCGGGGCAGGCCGGCGAUCAAGGUCGAGGAGCUGCGGGAGCAGGCGAGGGAGAGACUGAAGAUCGAGGGCCGAACGAAGAAUUAGAAGGGAAGAAAUACACAAAGACAGAAGAAGAGCCGAACGGGGACAAGCAAGGACCGUCUGAGGGGGGACGCACGUCGUCUCAGACGGAAACCUCUCGGGUGACACGGCCUCUUCCUUUCCUCUCCGUUCAAGAUGAAGGCGGCAGAGAGGAACGAGGCCGUUUGCUGUCUACAUCGAAAGAAAGACGGAGCCACUCGCGGCCCGCUUCGUCGCCUUUGUCCCCUCUCGCUUCGCCGCGGCCUCUGUCGUCUCAGGCAGUCAAAGGCCUUCGUGCAAAGCCCAGGGGCGCUCCCAGUUCAGCGCACUCACAAGAAGAAGGCGUGGAAAACAUGGCGCAUGCUGACAGUGUCUCUUCACUAGACGGAAGUGGAGAAGGCAACGAGAAGCGGGCCUCAGAGAAGAGAAGAAAGAAUGAGCAAGCAGACACUUUCGAGGGGUCUACAACUCCGGUGAGAGAGGAGAAGGUUCUGGAAAAAAGUGAGAGCAGGGAAGUUAGAAUAGAGGAAGCCAAGGCCGACAAAGCCAGCGAAAGCGGCAAACCAGAGAACACGGGGGCUUCUUCAGGUGCUUCAAAUGCCACGGUUUCCUCCCCGCUCGCGUCGCCGUGGACUCAGUCGCCAUCCCCUGUUGCUUCGCCCUCUCACCAUGCAUGCACCGGGGGAACCCCGCCAGUGGACUCAGCUUCUCAGGCCUCCCCGUCCAUCUUUGGGACUUUCUCUCUUCGGAGGGAAGCGGUGUCAGAAACCGGCGCAAAACCGACAAGAAUAAAAAGGAGUCAGGCGACGCCGCGAUCGCCGCUCGUAUCUCCUCGCCCCCUCUCCUCUUUGCGCGAAGUCCGAGCGAAGACGCCUGCGGCCCUCACACCCUCGACAGACGGGACGAUGCAGCGAGAAGCGCCAAAGCAAAGCGACGAGCUAGUAGAACAACGAGGCAAGCCUAUGGGCGCAGAGGGUUGGCAGCCGACGCAGGACGAUGAAGGAAACAAAGAAACGGAGGAAAGACUGAAGCAGCAGGAAGAAGAGAGGACGACAACGAAGGCAGAAGAAGAGCGGAAGAUGCAGGAAGAAGAAGAGAGGAAGAAAAAGAAGGAAGAGGAAGAGAGGAAGAAAAAGAAGGAAGAAGAAGAGCGGAAGAAAAAGAAGGAAGAGGAAGAGAGGAAGAAAAAGAAGGAAGAGGAAGAGAGGAAGAAAAAGAAGGAAGAAGAAGAGCGGAAGAAGCAGGAAGAGGAAGAGAGGAAGAAAAAGAAGGAAGAGGAAGAGAGGAAGAAAAAGAAGGAAGAGGAAGAGAGGAAGAAAAAGAGGGAAGAAGAAGAGCGGAAGAAGCAGGAAGAGGAAGAGAGGAAGAAAAAGAAGGAAGAGGAAGAGAGGAAGAAAAAGAAGGAAGAGGAAGAGAGGAAGAAAAAGAAGGAAGAAGAAGAGCGGAAGAAAAAGAAGGAAGAGGAAGAGAGGAAGAAAAAGAAGGAAGAAGAAGAGCGGAAGAAGCAGGAAGAGGAAGAGCGGAAGAAGCAGGAAGAGGAAGAGAGGAAGAAAAAGAAGGAAGAGGAAGAGAGGAAGAAAAAGAAGGAAGAAGAAGAGAGGCAGAAAAGGAAGCAAGAAGAGAGGCAGAAAAAGAAGGAAGAAGAAGAGCGGAAGAAGAAGGAAGAAGAAGAGCGGAAGAAAAAGAAGGAAGAAGAAGAGCGGAAGAAAAAGAAGGAAGAAGAAGAGAGGACGAAGAAGGAAGAAGAAGAGAGGACGAAGAAGGAAGAAGAAGAGAGGAAGAAGCAGGAAGAAGAAGAGCGGAAGAAGAAGGAAGAAGAAGAGCGGAAGAAGAAGGAAGAAGAAGCGCGAAAGAAGCAGGAAGGAGGAAAGAGACAAACGGACGAGGAACACGGAGAGAAAAAAGCAGAAAGCAGCAUCGGGUUCGACUCGGGAUCUCGAGGAGAAAAGAGUCGCGCCGCGACUAAUAGGAUAGGGAGUGAAGAGAGUCCAAAGGAGGCAAGGAAGGAAGAGAGCAGUCGAAGCAUAGUUCACAAAGAUCGGGAUGGGGCGAUAAAGAAAGGCGAACAGAUAUCGAAGGAAGGCGAACUGAUUGAUCUUAAGGAACAUCUUCAAACACACGAAGAACAUGGGCCUCGAAAAGAAGAUUUAGACCAUCGGGCAGUGCGCAGAAAACUGCGCGAUCACCAGCAGGCACAAGAGCAGCAGGCUCUCCUUCAGCAACAGGCGAGGAGUGAGAGCCUUUUGCGACGUCUCCGGGCUGCUGUGAAAAUUCAGAGAGCCUGGCGUAGGCAUCGAAAGCGAGUCUUCCGCAAGAAGACACAGGAGAAGAAGGCGCUGAGCGCAGAUGCCUUGAGAAAACAAGAAGAAAAGAGACUGGAAGAUGAGCGGAGGGAGAGAGAAAGGAGACACCAGGACCUUCGUCAGCGUAUGGCGUUGCUGGCUGAGGCGCGGCGGAGAGAAGAAGAGGGUGAGGCCGGAGAGAGGAGACUGAGUGACGAAGAGGGCGAAGACGUUUUUUCGGCUGGACGGAAGCCUGAGAUACUUGAGGAAGAAGCAAGAAGGUCAGGAAUUCGAAUCUUUGAGCCUAUUGUGCAGGAAGGCGGAGGCGUAUCGCAGCGGACAGUGACGCUCUACGACCGCUCCACAGGAACGAAUGAAAUUGCAAAACGCAGGCAGGCGAGAGCAGCAGAGCCACGCCCACAGCUGCGAGCAGACCCUCAGGCGUCUAGGAGAGUUGACAAAGAGUGUGUAAGUAUUCAAAGCGACGGACGGUCACGGGACGACGAUGCAAGGUCCGUUCAUGCCAUUUCUAGGAAGGCUUCGAGGAGAGAGAAGAGAGGGUCGGUGACAAGCGAAGAAGGAGAGCAGGGGGGCGGGUCGAGACUGCAAGAAAUCAGCGACAGCCCGAGAGAAGAAGGCGCUUCGUCGGCAGGAGAAUCCACUGACGAACUACCCCGCAUUGUCCUUCACAUGCCGAGCCGCCGGUUAAGCUCCUCUUCCGAGAAUAUCUCGAGUGGGGACGAAGCGGCGAGCCAGGACGUGAGCGACGACGAAGGCAGAGAGGGAUUAAGAAGAUCUGCGGCUCAGCCGCGCCCGGAGCAAGAGGAUGAUAUCCGGCGGCGCAUACGCCGAAUGCUGCGUGAGGCCCUGGAUGAGAAAAUGCGGAAGAGUGCUGACUCGGGCGUCCUGAUCGGAGAUGGCAUUGGUGUCGUGAGCCACAUGAAGCGACACUCUGAUGCCUUUGGGGGGUCGCCGCAUCUGUAUGCAGUUCCCCGGGACAUCGUAAGUGAGGCCUGCAGGGACAUACACCCCGAGCCCGCCGGGAGGCUUCGUAUUGGUUCUGAGCGUCGUUUUCUGGAGGACGGAGACGCCCGGGAAAGAGGAGAUAGAGACAAGGGACGUGACAGUCCUAAGGCGCCGACCACCGCCUCACCGCGCUCCCCCAGAAUCCCCAGUGCGGACAGUUUGGCCAGACAUACCUAUUUUUUUCAACAGCGCCGACCGUCAGUUGAAGGCCCUGUGGAAGAAGUAGGAAGGGGCUGGUCGACGACGCAAGAGGCAAGUUCAUCGAGAGGCUCGUCAACUGCGGUACCCUUCGACCCAGCUCCUGUGACGUCUUCAAGAGAAGUGAUAUCUCCCGCGUCUGCCGCGUACAGCUCUUCGAUUAGCUGGAGUAGGAACUGCGUUGCUCCACGAGGGUCAGUCUCGUCACACACAACCCUACAGCAAAGAGAAGCCAAAAACCGAAGCAAAAUGUCGUGGCUCGCGCCCCCUUCGGACAGCCGCUCCGACGAAACCGACUCUGAAGAAGGUUUCGUCUUCGUCGAAAAGCAACCAGCAUAUCGGGAAACCGUCACUGGGUCCUCGCUGGCGCUCGCCACGAGAGCAGAACCUAGGGAGGCUGCACCGCAACCUGGGAGUCAAGCAACACCAAGACUCGCUCCGUCACGCAGCGCUGUUCCGAGUCUGGAAGACAGACGUGACGAGAGACUUCCUCCUGAGCGGCACUCGUUCGUAGGUUUCAAGGAACAAGAGAGCAGAAGAGGCUUAACAGAGAAGGAGACUUUCAGUGAACAGACGCGAACGGAUACCCCGUUGGGAGAGACGGGCAAAAACGAGUCCGGGCCUCCGAGGUCGGGCGUGCAAGACCCGAUCAAAACUGUGGGUGAAAUCUUUCAUUGUCUCCAUGAUCGUGAUAGGGACUGUCUUCUCGGACAGCUGGGAUACCCCUCUCAGGCAAGUGGGCUUUUCGCACACACUGACAAGCCUGAUCACGUGGCGCCUGUCGUGAAGCCACCGCGGUGUCGGCCGUCAUCAGAAUGUCCUUCCGAACCUAACUCCGUUCCGCUGUUAUCUCCGCGUGAGGAGAGACUCGAAGGGUCGCCGAGGCGGCUGUCCGACCCUCGCAUCCCUGCAUUGUUACUGCCGGAGGAUGUAGUGAUAGGCCCGACAGGCCAUCGUCGCAGCGAUUUCACUAGACGAUUGUCGCAAGACAACAAACGCGAGGCGGAUGCAGGCACAUAA